Saimiri boliviensis boliviensis (Bolivian squirrel monkey) is the source of this 1670-nucleotide messenger RNA. RefSeq names its product C-C motif chemokine receptor 4 (gene CCR4). Gene Ontology annotation, biological process: positive regulation of cytosolic calcium ion concentration; cell chemotaxis; calcium-mediated signaling. The record is from RefSeq and is a predicted model, not a curated record. Gene Ontology annotation, molecular function: C-C chemokine binding; C-C chemokine receptor activity. Gene Ontology annotation, cellular component: membrane; external side of plasma membrane. Lineage: Eukaryota; Metazoa; Chordata; Mammalia; Primates; Cebidae.
GGCAUUGCCUCACAGACCUUCCUCAGAGCUGCUUUCAGAAAAGCAAGCUUCUUCUGGUUGGGCCCAGACCUGCCUUGAGGAGCCUGUAGAGUUAAAAUAUGAACCCCACGGAUAUAGCAGACACCACCCUCGAUGAAAGCAUGUACAGCAAUUACUAUCUGUAUGAAAGUAUCCCCAAGCCUUGCACCAAAGAAGGCAUCAAGGCAUUUGGGGAGCUCUUCCUGCCUCCGCUGUACUCCUUGGUUUUUGUGUUUGGUCUGCUGGGAAAUUCUGUGGUGGUUCUGGUCCUGUUCAAAUACAAGCGGCUCAGGUCCAUGACGGACGUGUACCUGCUCAACCUUGCCAUCUCGGACCUGCUCUUCGUGUUCUCCCUCCCUUUCUGGGGCUACUACGCAGCAGACCAGUGGGUUUUUGGGUUAGGUCUGUGCAAGAUCAUUUCCUGGAUGUACUUGGUAGGCUUUUACAGUGGCAUAUUCUUUAUCAUGCUUAUGAGUAUUGAUAGAUACCUGGCAAUUGUGCAUGCGGUGUUUUCCUUGAGGGCGAGGACCUUGACUUCUGGGGUCGUCACCAGUUUGGCUACCUGGUCAGUGGCUGUGUUCGCCUCCCUUCCGGGCUUUCUGUUCAGCACUUGUUACACUGAACGCAACCAUACCUACUGCAAAACCAAGUACUCUCUCAACUCCACAACGUGGAAGGUUCUCAGCUCCCUGGAAAUCAACAUUCUGGGGUUGGUGAUCCCCUUGGGGGUCAUGCUGUUUUGCUACUCCAUGAUCAUCAGGACCCUGCAGCACUGUAAAAACGAGAAGAAGAACAAGGCGGUGAAGAUGAUCUUUGCCGUGGUGGUCCUCUUCCUUGGGUUCUGGACACCUUACAACAUUGUGCUCUUCCUAGAGACCCUGGUAGAGCUAGAAGUCCUUCAGGACUGCACCUUUGAAAGAUACCUGGACUAUGCCAUCCAGGCCACAGAAACUCUGGCUUUUGUUCACUGCUGCCUUAAUCCCAUCAUCUACUUUUUUCUGGGGGAGAAGUUUCGCAAGUAUAUCCUCCAGCUCUUCAAAACCUGCAGGGGGCUUUUUGUGCUCUGCCAAUACUGUGGGCUCCUCCAAAUUUACUCUGCUGACACCCCCAGCUCAUCUUACACGCAGUCCACCCUGGAUCAUGAUCUCCAUGAUGCUCUGUAGAAAAAUGAAAAGGUGAAACGCAGUCAAUGGACUUUCCACAUUGAGAGCUUAGUUAAAAUGAAAGAGAUUCCUGAACCAGCAUGAGGAGAAAGGCUUACACCCACUGUGGACUCAUCCUGCAGGCAUCGUUUCCUCUCCCACUGGACAAGUCCAGCCUGGCAAGGGGUCACCUGGGCUGAGGCAUCCUUCCUCACACCAGGCUUGCCUGCAGGCAUGAGUCAGUCUGAGAACUCUUAGCAGUGUUUGAAUGAAGUUGUAGGUAAUAUUGCAAGGCAAAGACCAUUCCCUUCUAACCUGAACUGAUGAGUUUUUCCAGAGGGAAUUGCAGAGCAUUCGCUGAUGGAAUAAAUGGCUACCUUUUGCUGUGGAAAAUGGGCGCUCUAAUUUCUUGCUUUUAUGGAACAAUAUAGAAAACCGUUUUUCUAAUAAUAUAUCUCAGGCAUAGUAUAUUCCAUUGAGCCGAAUGUAUGAAGAAACAAUUAGCGAAGU